AUGGCCGAAGACAUCCCCCUCAUCCUGGAUGAUGCCAUGUCCGGCAUCGCAGGCAUGUCGGGCGACGUUCCGGUCGGCCUCGGCGAUGUCGAUGUUGACGAUGUCGACUUGUUUGGUGGUCCUGUAGAUCUGUCUUUGCCGUCGCAUCGGCCACCAUCGAAGCAGCUCCAGCUUCGCAUCGACGAGCAGCGUAUUCGGGGAUGCAACCAGCGAAUUGCUUGGUCGAAACAAGGCACCAUUGCAAGCAUUGGUGCCGACGGCCAGUCCAUCGAACUUCGGUACUUGCGAACCGAUGCUGAGGAUGCGUCCUGGGCCCUUAGCGAGGCCACUUCGUAUGCACAGUUCAGUUCGAGCAAUACGCAAACCACGUUUGCGGGCGGUCCCAUCGUUCAUCUUGCCUGGGCCGCGACAGGCCAUUCGGAGCUCGCCGUCAUUGACUCCGUCGGUCGCGUGAGCAUACUUGCUUUCUCUACCAGCUUGAACAAGCCAUUUGCUCUGCGGUCAUGGGAAGCCGAUCCAGUCGAUGACCUGCACGCCGUGGUCGGAUGCUACUGGCUGCCCAUUGUGCCCGCCAACAAACAGUACAAUGUCAUCUACGGACCAGCCGUCCGAGAGGAGAGCGGCUACCGCUACGAGACAACGCUCGUCCAUGCGUCCGGACCGUACCACCCAAACCCGAACAAGAGUGCCCUGCUUUGCGUCACAGUCAGCGGUACUCUGCGGCUCCUUUUCUCCCAGAAUAGCAAUCUGGUCCAAGACACAAGCAUUGAGCUGGAAAACAUCACAUCCUCCGACGACCUGACAUCUCAUGCUUCUAUAUGCACGGACAAGAACAUGCUGUUGAUUGCCAUGGUCACGGCCUCGCGCCAGCUAAAGGUCGUACGAGCCGCUAUCGGCUGGAACCAGUCACAACAGGACAAACAGGCACCACUCCAGAGCCAGCAGUUGAACCCUAUGCUGCAGCACAAGCCAACAGCCGUUACAACCUGGCUACAGCAUAGUGGCGGGGAGUCACAGCUCGACAUCUCAUCAGACCUGGUAUCACACGUCGAGAUGCUACCUUCGGCUCUUCCCACUGGUGCCAACCAGUGGUCGCAGCCACUUGUUAUAGUUGUCCGCGAAUACCUCCCCACGCAAAGUACGGCCAGCUAUCACCCAGAGCCGCAGAGCAUCGUCGACCGAUGGGAGCUAGUCACCGAGUCACCACCGCAACCACUGCACCCGGCCUUCGAACAGCUGGGCUUCAAGCCGACCCAGAGCAUCCCACAAACCGGCAGCCAAGCUCACACACGGCUGAACAAGCUGCCGCCCGUUAUCAUCAACAAGCUUAUCAUCUCUAUCCAGAAUCUGCACCACGGCCGGGUUGUCUGCUUCUUCUUCAGUGACGGAACACUACAAUACCGUGACCGGUUUACCUUUGAGGAGGUCUUCAACGAGCCCAACCCAGCAAGGAUCGCGUCGCUUCAGCAUGCCGGCUUCCAGUUCUCAGACCCUACGCCUUGCCUUGCUGCCGUCCUGUCGCCCACAAACUGCUCUUUUGCGCAGGUGUGUGAGGACGGCAAGGUGAAGUGGAACAAUCUCAAGUACACAGGGCCGGAUCUUGCACCGACAGGCCCGGACCCAAACUACGCUGCUAUAGUUGCCGGUCUCACGACGGCCGUUUCUACCUCGUCUGCCAAUAUCAUCUCGUACGACGACAUACUCGCAACAGCUCGCCAGUUCAUCAACCGUCCAAGAUUUGCCUACGAGUGGAUGAUGGAGAUUGUGCGCAUAUUGAAGAUCAACGUGGACUACUCGGAGGAUGCUCACCACGACCAGUUGGUCAGAAACAAUUCGCUGCAUCUCUGUCUGAGUAUCCUCAACCACCUCGGCUUCCGCGGCGAGUUCAAGCCGCGGUCGUUCUACGGGAAGUUCUCCAUGUUGGCGCUUAACAUGCGCAACAUUGUCAUCUUGAUCACCAUCUCCAGCAACGCACCAAGCAACCUCAAGGUAAACCCGCUUGAUGAGCCAGAUGUCGUCGAUGCGCUCGCUGGCUGCGCGAAAUGGGCGGUUGACUUCCUUGCUUACACGUGCGACUGCAUCUUUAACCUGUUGGACGACCCCAAGUUCCUGUCUUUCCUGACGGGGAACAACUUCAACGAAAUGGUCCCUUAUCUCCUUGAAAAGAACGAGAUUGCCCUGCACCUCAUUCUUUGCUCGUCCACCAGAGGCUUCCUCUCUGCUGCUUGCCGCCGCCUGCUGCACCUGGACUCGAUAUCGUCCCGGGCCACCAAGUUCUAUGAGCAGCAACAGCAAACGCCCACGGGCGCCGCAAACGGGAACUCGUCCCUCCGCCCUGCCCUCAUCAUGGCGUAUCAAAAGAUGCAACAGUACACGUCCUCCAGUCUGAUCAAGGUCCAGGAGUUUGACAAACUUCUGUGGGCCCUGGGUGAGGACAUUCGCCACACGUACCAAUCCACGGCAGCCGCCCAGAGCGGUGCCGCAGCGAAGAACCGGGGACAGAACCAGGGACAGAACCAGGCCACGGACAAUGCAGCAAAGCGAUUCCAGGCCCACUGCGAAUUGACUCUGCUGCUCGCUAACAACCCGCCCGCGCAUUUCCAGCCGCUACUACGCAAGUUCUUCAAUACCAACGUGCGUCAGUUCCGGACGCUCACGGACCCUGCAAAACUGUAUUUUGCAGACUAUAGCAUUCUUGACGUCGAGGACGACUACCGUAGUCUGCAAGAGAAGCGGGCGCGCCAUACCCACAUUGACGUGUUCAAGCGCGUUGAGCUGAAGCCGACGAGCAGCACCAGCGGUGCCAGCGGAAGCAGUGCGGCCAAUGCGGCCGGUCAUCCGACCACGUUGCCGCCACACUCGGCACCGUCCGAGUACUACCGGCGCUGUGCUCGGUGCACGUCGAUUAUGGAAGACAUCACCGGAUCUCGGCCAGGCUAUACAUUUGUGCUGGCGCAGCAGCGGAAGUGCAGCUGCAGUGGAAACUGGGGCCUGCUUCCACGGAGCGCGUUUGUCGGAUAG
This is a messenger RNA of Sporothrix brasiliensis 5110, 3021 nucleotides long. RefSeq lists its product as uncharacterized. The record is from RefSeq and is a predicted model, not a curated record. Gene Ontology annotation, cellular component: mediator complex. NCBI's taxonomy places the organism in Eukaryota, Fungi, Ascomycota, Sordariomycetes, Ophiostomatales, Ophiostomataceae. Gene Ontology annotation, biological process: positive regulation of DNA-templated transcription. The coding region runs from base 1 to 3021 and encodes 1006 amino acids. The transcript has 7 exons. Gene Ontology annotation, molecular function: protein binding.